AUGGAUUCCCAUCAACAGGGUAAUCUUGAGAACAUCAGGAAUCAUAAUACUGAAACUACUAAUGAAGUUGUUGAAGAUAUGGAACAUGAUCUGACCGAAGAAGGAGAACAACUUGCAAAAGAGUACUUUCAUGAGGGUUUUCUUGGAAAAGAUACUAGAGAUCAUAUUGGUUAUCUUAACACUCUACAUGCUCCUGAUAUUAUUUUUCUUUCUGAAACAAAAAUAAAUGAUAACAUGAUAAUUAGGUUAACCAACUUUUUGUGCAUGCCUAAUAGUGUUUAUGUCCCAUCUGUUGGUGCUUCUGGAGGCCUAAUUUUUUUAUGGAAAGAUGGCUUCUCAGUAGACAUUGUUGGCUCAAUUAGUAAAAUGAUCCAUGCUAUAGUGUCCAAUGAUCCUAGUAAAGGGGAAUGGUUUCUUUCUUGUAUCUAUGGUACUCCUUAUAAAACAGAACAAAAAGAACAAUGGUCUUACAUAAAUGAUCUUAGUAAAUCUGUUACUAUUCCUUGGGUAGUUUUAGGUGAUCUUAACAUUACUAUGUGCACUAAUGAUAUAAACCAUGCUACUUCUUCUAUUACUUCUCCUGAAAUUCUUGAGCUUAUAAAAGACUCAGAUUUGACUGAUCUAGGACUCAGUGGUUGUCCUUAUACUUGGACCAGUAACAAACAUGGCAUUGUAAAAUAUAAAUCUAGACUUGAUAGGGCUAUAAUUAACAGUCAUUGGUCAAUAGAUUAUCCUAAUGCUAUUCUGACCCAUCUCCCCCAAAGAGGCUCUGAUCAUACUCCAAUUUUAUUAGAGUUAUAUAAGGAAAGUCUAGUUAAAGGUAGAAACUGGAAAUUCUUUAAACAUUGGUUAAAAGAUGAAAAUUGUCAUGAUGAAAUGAAGAAAUCUUGGGAUAGAGAAUCCCUGGAAGUUCUUCUGAAAAAUCAUUUUAUGAAUAUCAUUAAAACCUCUCAUCCUUCCAACAGUGCUGAUUUUCUUAAGUAUAUUCAUUCUUGUAUAUCUGAGGAAGACAAUGAAGAGUUAGAAGCCAUCCCAAGUGAGCAAGAAAUAUAUAAUGCUUUGAUGACUAUGGAUCCAUGGAAAUCUCCAGGUCCAGAUGUAUUUCCUCCUGGUUUUUAUCAGACAAAAUGGAAGAUUGUUAAAGAAGAUGUUUGCAAAACUAUCAAGUCUUUUUUCCAUUCAGUGUACAAGAUAAUUUCCAAAGUUAUUGCUCUAAGAACAAAGAAACACAUCUCAAGUAUAAUCUCUCCUAUGCAAGCUGCUUAUGUACCGAGAAGAUUGAUUUCUGAAAAUAGGUUGGGUUUUAGCAGUAAAUUCUGCCAACUGAUCUCUCAAUGUAUUUCUACUACUGAAAUUGAAGUUCUCAUCAAUGGUUCUCCUUCAACACAAUUCCAGCCAACUCGUGGGAAACUUCAGGGUGAUUCAUUAUCACCAUAUUUAUUCAUCCUAGCCAUCGAAAGUUUUUCUAGAUUUCUGGCUCAUUGUGAAAAACAUGGAGAACUCACAAGGGUUAUCAAUGAAUUCAGUAUCUGUUCUGGACAACUUAUCAACUUUAGCAAGUCUGUAGUUUAUUUUAGUGGUAAUAUGGAUCCAUUUGAUUGUCAAGAUAUUAGUGGUUUAUUUCAGGUUCGUCAACUUGAUAUCAAAGAAGAAAAAUAUAUGGGACUUCCUUUUUUUGUUGGCAGGAAUAGGAAAAUACUCUUUUCUGUUCUUAUUGAAAAGAUGGAUUAUAAAUACUCUAAAUGGAAUGCAAGCAACAUGUCGGAGGCAGCCAGAAGAGUUCAACAAGUAGCAAAAUGCAUCCAUCUGAAGGAUGUCAGGAGCGCGGAGCAAGCUGAAGAUCUGGGACUUUGGAAAGCAGUGGAAUGGGAUAAAGAACAAAAGCUAUACAGGGUGAUCUUUGAGCUUGAAGCGAAGAACAAAGUUGCUGACAUUCUUUCAAAGUUGGCUAAAGUAGAUGGUGUUACCAAUUCUUGGGGUAUUAACCCUCCAGAAGUUAUCAAGCAUCAGUUAGAUGAAGAUGCUAAGAAUGUAACUCUUUAA
This is a messenger RNA of Papaver somniferum (opium poppy), 2043 nucleotides long. RefSeq lists its product as uncharacterized. The transcript is spliced from 8 exons. Gene Ontology annotation, molecular function: catalytic activity. The coding region runs from base 1 to 2043 and encodes 680 amino acids. The record is from RefSeq and is a predicted model, not a curated record. Lineage: Eukaryota; Viridiplantae; Streptophyta; Magnoliopsida; Ranunculales; Papaveraceae.